AAACUCUUAAACCUUCCGAACUUACUAAAGUAUUUACGUACAUUAUUCAUCUCCUAUUUCUUUACAAAGCUUUUUUGAUAUCAAUGUGUACAGGAUACUUAGUUGUCAAUAAAAAAAACUAACAGAGAAGUAUUUAUUGCUUUAAUAAAACAUGGAAAUGGGGUUGUUAAUCGUUGAAAAUGAUACCUACACACUACGCUUUGAUUGCUUUACUCACUGCGAUAGAAGGCUAGAGAAGCGGGGUGAAUAUAUAAAUGACACUGAAAAUAUUUUCUGUCACUUUUCAUCAGACCUUGCUCAAAACGAGUUUAAAAUGAUCAAGGAAUUUCUUGAAAAUAUAGAAGAUCCAAAUAGACCUCUUUUUGGUCCAAACUACUGGCUUUUAAAUAAAAUUGGGCUGCUGCUUCCCAAAAACAGACUUGAUAGAAUUUUGAAAAUAAUCAUACACGAGAUUGCAACGUUUUUCGUACUCAGCGAGUACAUGGAACUCUAUGUAAUAAGAUCAGACCUAGAUCUCGUAUUGACGAAUCUGAAGAUUUCUAUGCUUGGCAUCGUUAUUGUAUUUAAGUCUAAUACAUUUGUAUUUUGGCAAGGAAAUUGGCGUCAAGUCAUUGAUUAUAUAACUGAAGCUGACAAGUUUGAAAGGGAUAAUCAGGAUGAAGCUAAAGGAAAUAUUAUCAACACUUACACCAGAUAUUGUCGACGUGUAACUUAUUUCUACUGGGUUUUGGUAUUUACUACCUUCAUUACUACUAUGGCUACACCAUUAAUGAAAUAUUAUUCAUCGGAAACAUUUCGGGAGGGAUUUCACAACGGAACUGAACCAUUUCCUCAUAUAUUCAGCUCAUGGAUGCCUUUUGAUAAAGAGAAUUCCCCAGGGUGCUGGAUCACUGUUAUGUGGCACACUGGGAUAUGUGCUUAUGGGGCGAUGAUAAUGGCUGCUUAUGACACUAGUGUCGUUGUGAUACUUGUGUAUUUUGGAGGAAAGUUAGAUCUGCUUCGUAUAAGAUGCAGAGAGAUGCUGGGCACAGAAGAGAAAGGGGUAAGCAAUGAAAAUGCAGACAAAGUGGUACAACAACUCCAUCAAAUUCAUGUUCUAUAUCUGAAGCAUUCCAGAUUGUUCAACUCAGUUUUGUCACCUGUGAUGUUUUGCUAUGUCGUCAUGUGCUCACUGAUGAUCUGUGCCAGUGCUUUUCAAUUAACCUCUGCAACAAAUACAACGCAAAAACUUUUGAUGGCAGAAUAUUUGGUAUUUGGCAUUGCUCAGCUGUUUAUGUUUUGUUGGCAUAGCAAUGAUGUUAUUCACAAGAGUCAAGCUGUAAUGAAUGGGCCGUUCGAAAGUGACUGGUGGGCAGCCAAUCUCCAACAGCGAAACAACGUUCUGAUUCUUCAGGGGCAGAUGGGAAUCGUACACAUCUACACCGCUGGACCUUUCACUGACCUCACACUGGCUACAUUUGUUGCUAUUUUGAAAGGAGCUUACAGUUAUUAUACCAUACUAAGGAAAUAAGAUCAAAUUUAUACAAGAGUAGAUCCCUCGCGCCAAUAUUUUAUAAUAUAAUACUAAGCAAAAAGCUAUUGUUUGGCCUAGGAUUGUCUCAUUUCAAACAUAAAAAGAAUCGUAAUGUUUUUGUCUAACGUUAGUACUAGCAUCCAAAAGAAAGGGAGAGUAUAGUUUUCUUAGUUCUUACUUACUGAUAAGUUGUGUUUUCCAGAAUAUAUUAAUAACUUUAUUUUGCCAAAACAUUAUUAUACUGUGGCGAAGGUUUGAUCUCCCAAAGAAAAUUUGAAUUUCGUGCCUUUGGUCCACUGACAAGUUCGGUGUGUUUGAGUAUAUUCAUUUUUACACUUGUUGUCAUGCGAAUUAUAUUUUUAUAGUCUGCCAAGACAUUUCUUUCAGUAGAAAAAAGCGGCAAAUUAAAAAAUAUAGGCGCGAAGGGUUAUCGUCCCUAUAAAAUUUGAAUUUCGCACCUUUUAUACUGAUAAAGUUGUUUAAGCAGCUAUAUUUGGACUAAAUGAACUCCUCCAAUUUAAUUAGAAUGAUACUAGCUUAUUGUAUUCUACUGUUUACGUUUGCAAUUAAUAAAGUCUGUUAUUUUUCAAGUUUUCGGGGCUACAUUUAGCGCUAUAGGUAAAUAAUAAAUAUUGUGUAAGUAAAGAUUUAGCAUCAAAUUGUGCUUUGAAACUUGUUUGAAAUAUAACUGCACAACCUGCUUGCAAAAUAAAAUCUGAACGCAAAAACCAUUCUUAUUCAUCUUUCGCAUUGUUUAUUAUUUCUUCUCAAAUCUUUAGUUGGCGUAUUAUAAGAAGACUUUAAGUUAUUAAUGACGUCUCUGUCGUGAUAUACUUCACACUAGAGUAAUGUAGUACAGUGUAAUACUAAUAUAACUCUAAUUAAAUAAAUGUAUUUAUAAUUCUA
Messenger RNA from Cydia pomonella (codling moth), 2419 nucleotides. RefSeq names its product odorant receptor 49b-like (gene Or-29). Gene Ontology annotation, biological process: detection of chemical stimulus involved in sensory perception of smell; sensory perception of smell. The transcript is spliced from 5 exons. The coding region runs from base 152 to 1510 and encodes 452 amino acids. Gene Ontology annotation, cellular component: plasma membrane. Gene Ontology annotation, molecular function: olfactory receptor activity; odorant binding. The record is from RefSeq and is a predicted model, not a curated record. NCBI's taxonomy places the organism in Eukaryota, Metazoa, Arthropoda, Insecta, Lepidoptera, Tortricidae.